GUCCAUCUCUCCGACUCCUCCGCUCUUUGCGUUGGUGUUAGGAUUCGUGCUUCUGAUCCGAUCCGGAGAUGCGUGGCGGCGACCAGCAAUCACGGCUCGUCUACGAACUCUGUGCCCUCCUCCUCGCCGCCCUCCACUCCUCUCCCCAUGACGCCCCUGCCACCCUCUACCCGCCCGGGCCGGUGUCGCCAGCGGGGUUCGCGUCGUUCCUCCUCGGGGCGUCGCUGGCGAUGAUGCUGGGCGGGUCCCUGACGUUCUUGAUCGGGUUCCUGCUGAUGCCCUGGGUGAUCGGCCUCUUGAUGCUGUUGUAUGUCGUCGAGAUCGUCUCCAGUUUGUCCGGCUUGGGCAGGGCGAUCGUCUGCCCGGAUGCCCCCCUCAUGGAUCAAGGAAGUGUCAGGACAAAACCCCAUGAAUGACCCCACUGAAGAGAGAGCGCAUCUACAUAUAUCCACAAUCUGAGGCAAAAGAAGUAAAAUAUUCAAGCCGAGUAAAUCUGGAAGAGAUGAAUAAUUAUGCUUACAGCAUGAGCGAAGCAUCUUGCAAAGAAAUAGACCCACAGCCUGGGUUAAAUAUUGACAAAUCCCUACGAAGGUAAAUUUGGAUCAUCACAAAAGCAAGAGGAAACAUUAAAAGGAUUUAUUGAGUAAAAGGAUGCAAAUGGUCACAUUUCAUUUGGUUUGACUUAUGUGACAAUGCUAAUUACAGGAAUCAGACAUCAUGAAAUGUGAUUGGCUGAUCACCUUUUUGGUAUCAGUAAUUUAUGCUUGAUAGACAGUCAAGGCUGUUACUAAGUGAUAAUAUUUAGUUGACUACAAGUGACACUGUGAUGAUUGCAUCAGUGAUGGUAUAUGGAUUAUGUAAUUGAUAAUUCUGUGAUUGGAGCUCUUUUCUGGGUA
Messenger RNA from Musa acuminata AAA Group (dessert banana), 896 nucleotides. RefSeq lists its product as uncharacterized. Lineage: Eukaryota; Viridiplantae; Streptophyta; Magnoliopsida; Zingiberales; Musaceae. The transcript is spliced from 2 exons. The record is from RefSeq and is a predicted model, not a curated record. Bases 69 to 416 code for a protein of 115 amino acids.